UGAUGCCUUGUAAAUAUUUAAUACUUGUAAGGACCAAAUUGUCAGGGUAUCUUUUGAGGCAUCAAAAGUAUUGAAUAUUAUCCAGAACUUUGAAAAAAGAAAGCAUCUUUUUGUAGAAUUUCAUUUACUUGACCAUAUUGUGAAGCCAUAACGUUGAGCCUUCUAGUUUCCAUUGCUAGAUUUCAUGCCUUUCUUAGAAAGUAAGAUGAGGGUUGUGUGUAAGUUGCUAGUAUUAACUGAGUUGCUGUUUGUAAGUACAAUAUCACUUGCUUUUUCAUCACCUAAUGAUGCAUACCCAACUGGAUAUGGUGAUGAACCGGGAGCUUGUGUUGGAGCUAGUGAUGAUUUGAGACCUUUGAGGAGAGAGGUGUAUGAAUAUGGACAAAUAUUUGAUAUCACACACCAGUUCAAUCCUAAUACUCCUAUUGGGGAUUCUGAUGAAGGAAUUGGACAGUUUCUCACUCUUUUGUCGAGCAUGAAGAAUGGCUCUGAUUACAACUUUUCGGAAUUGAGAUUAGGCGUGCAUGCUGGCACUCAUGUUGAUGCACCAGGACAUAUGUAUGAGGAGUACUAUGAUGCAGGGUUUGAUGUUGAUUCCCUUGACCUUAGAGUUCUCAAUGGUCCUGCAUUGCUAGUUGAUGUUCCAAGAGACAAGAACUUAACUGCGGAUGUUAUGCAAUCCUUAUAUAUACCCAAGGGAGUCAAACGAGUACUUUUCAGGACACUAAACACUGACAGGCGGCUUAUGUGGAAAAAGGCAUUUGACACAAGCUAUGUCGGAUUCAUGAAGGAUGGAGCUCAGUGGCUAGUGGACAACACUGACAUCAAACUUGUUGGAAUUGAUUACUUAUCGGUUGCUGCAUAUGAUGAUUUGCUUCCUGCCCAUCAUGUUUUCCUGAAAAGCAGGGAGAUUAUUCUUGUAGAAGGGCUGAAGCUGGAUGAUAUAGAAGCUGGCUUGUACACUGUACACUGUCUGCCCUUAAGGUUGCUUGGUGCGGAGGGAUCACCUAUUAGAUGUAUACUGAUUAAGUAACACUCUCCUCAUAUCUCCCUCAACCAUAAGGAAGCACUGCACUGGAGAUAGCGUUGAAUAAGAAAAAGUGCUGCAAAGGGGACGUAUUCUCAGAGUAGUUUAGGCUGUAAUUGUUAUCAGCUGUUACGCUGAAAAUGCGUUGCAUGAGCUAAUAAUCUGGAGUUUUCAUGUUUAUGUCUUAUGGUUUUAUGGAUUGACAGUGUCAUCAACAUAUUUAGAUCCAAGUUAUUUUUGUCUUAA
Molecule: messenger RNA, 1273 nt
Organism: Solanum stenotomum
Lineage: Eukaryota; Viridiplantae; Streptophyta; Magnoliopsida; Solanales; Solanaceae
Product: cyclase-like protein 2
Exons: 7
Coding region: 185-1033 (282 amino acids)
Molecular function (GO): arylformamidase activity
Source: RefSeq, a predicted model, not a curated record